UCUGCUCCUUGAAGGCUCCCAACAGGUGGACGUCAUCGAGGGCUGCCAGUGCAAGGCGAGCCCACCUGAAUGCCUCCGGCUGCCCUCCCUGAAAACCUUCUUUCCAAACUCCCCCUGGAACAGACAGUGGACGUCAGGAAGUGUUCCAGUCCGUUGCAUCCCAAAGAGGGGCUUUUCUGCCUGCCGACGGGUUUUGACUCGGUUCUGCUGAGGACGCCGAACGGGCGCCAGGCGGUCCAGACAUUGGACAGCUGCAACCUGAGAGAGUCCUGUUACCGGAUCUCCCACGUGAAGCACCACUUCGAAAUCGUCUUCGACGCUGCGGGGGAAAAGGUGGCACUCCUUAAGGAAAUUGAUGUGGGCCGGUGCUCAGGGCAAUGUGUCUCUGGAAGAAGCCAGUGCCUGCUAAGACCCUCCUCUUCUGGCCAUCUGGGGGCAGGCAGCUCCAAGGACACGAGGGCCCAGGCCCUCAAGAAACUGCUGGAAGUUUUUGGCAUCGAAGACCCUCCUCAGUCCCCACAGCGCAUCAAGCAGCCCCCACAGUAUAUGGUGGACCUCUACAACACUGUGGCCGGGGAUGACGGCAUCACCAAAGACCCAGGCAUCUUGGAGGGCAACACAGUGCGCAGCUUUUUGGAUAAAACUCACAGCAGCCAGAUGCACUUCCUCUUCGUCCUCUCCAGCGUGGCGAAGAACGAGCAGGUCCUGACAGCCGAACUUCACCUCUUCAAACUGCGGGCAAAGGUGGCAGAGGGCGGUGUCCCCAGGAGGCAGCACUUCUGCCAGGUGAGCAUCUAUCAGGUCCUGAACCAGGAGAAUCUGGAUUCCCCGGGAGGCAAGAAGCUGCUCUCGGCCAGGCUCCUGGCCGUCCAGGGGUACGGCUGGGAGGUCUUUGCCAUCACACAAGCCGUCCGCUCCUGGACGGAAGAAGAGAGCAGCAACCAGGGACUCUUGGUGACCGUGCAGGCUCUGGGCAGGGCUCCCCUAGACGAUGGUGCCGUCCAGUUUGCUUCCGGCAGGGAUCAUCAUGAGAGCAAGAAGCCCAUGCUGGUUUUAUUCACCGAUGACGGGCGCCGAGGGGCUCAGCUGCCCACCAACGCCUUCUUAGAUCUAUCCCACCCGAAUGCGGCCCUUCCUGAGCACCUCACAGGCCCCAAAUCCAACAGGACCCGGACCCCUCGAUCGGCUGACAGCCAGCUGCCCUGCCAGAGGCUUCCGCUGUCUGUGGACUUCGAGGAAAUCGGCUGGUCUGGUUGGAUUAUAUCUCCCCGGGGGUACAACGCCUACCACUGCAAGGGUUCCUGCCCCUUCCCGUUGGGGGAGAAUAUGAGGCCGACCAACCACGCCACCGUCCAGUCCAUCAUCAAUGCCUUGAAGCUCAGCCAGGACGUGAGCGGGCCUUGCUGCGUCCCGGACAAGCUGUUCUCCAUCAACCUGCUGUAUUUCGACGACGACGAAAACGUGGUGCUCAAGCAGUACGAUGACAUGGUGGCCGGGAGCUGCGGCUGCCAUUGAAACGCGGGGCGCCGCCUUCGCCGUUGCAUCCCCUUCUGCAGGGAAGAGGCUGCAUGCUGCUUGUCCCAGAGACAUGCGGCCAAGCUAAAAUUCAGUGUUUUGUUUGUUUCUGAGUGCGUAAAUCGGAAGCGUUUCCAGCCCAAGGGGCGCAUUCUCUUCUGGGGGCCACGUGCCAGCAGUGAGCAGGGCCACAGGUAGUCGUGGGCAGGGCAAUGGAUGUAAACUUUACCUUUGUACAGUAGGCUAGUUUUUAUGACACUCGUCUCUAUCCCCCAUCCAAGCAAGCAAGAGUCAUUAUCUCAGUUCCAGGGCAUAUUCCAGCCAGGCGUAAACAUUCAAAAGAGGGUGAGGGGCCUAGAAUGGGCCACCUAGAAAGAGUCCCGGGGGGCAGACCUGAUGUUCCCCGUCUUUGCUGUAAAUGUGCAUCACCCAAUUCCCCCCCUGCCAUCUCUCAGCCUGCUUCCUCGUGAGCCGUCCCACUCGCUGUGGCUCAUCAACUGUGGCCACCACCUUAACCCCACCAAAGGGUGCUCAACUCGUUGCAAAGGCAGGCAGCGCUAUUUUGCAAGCCUGAUUCAGACCAGCCAUUGCUGGCUCCUGUAGCCUUGUUCUUCUAAGCUUCUAGAGAAAGCUUAAGAGUUAAGUGUCUUGCAUAUUCAUAAAUCUGCCAGUGAAUGAAAUUAUAUUUUGGGGGGAGGGGAUGAGGGAGACAGUAAUGACAGAUUGACCUGUAAACCCUUUGCAAAAUGUAAUCUCAAGCCAAAGGACCCUUUUGCGAUAGAAUGUACUAUACCAGUGCUUCCCAAAAUGUGGCCUGUAUACCACCAAUAGUUCACGAGCUUCAUUCUAGCGGGUCUGUGGCAUGUCUGCGGAUUUUUGGUUGAAGACAGGAGACUGCACAUCCGUGGCAUGGAAAAUCCCUCCUGAUUUUUAAUGGUAUCUUUAUUGCUCCUUUUCUCUCCCCCCCCUUGUGUUUUCUGGUACUACAGUUUGAACCCUAAGGGAUGCAACUUGUCACAUAUGAAAAUACAAUGCAAGAAAGAUAGGAUCUCAGUCUUCAGUGGCCUAGGGAAGUGGUGGGCUCUCCAACCCCAGAGGCAUUCAAGAGGCAGCUGGACAGCCACUUGUCGGGGAUGCUUUAAGUUGGAUUCCUACACUGAGCUGGACUCGAUGGCUUUAUAGGCCCCUUCCAACUCUACCGUUCUAUAAUUUUUUUGUUCUGUGAAAGAAAAGUAGCAACGAAAAUACAAUAAAAAAUGAACAGCACCUAACACAGCGCAUUACAAUUCCUACAACAGGCAGAAAAAUCAUGAAGGGGUCUGCUAAGAUCCUCUGCAAUUUUCAAUGGGUCGGUGGGAAGAAAAAGGUUUGGGAACCACUGUACUAUACUGUAAAUAUCUAAAGUGUUAAUAUAUAUGUGUGUAUAUACGGAUAGGGUUUGCACCCAGCUAAGUCAAACUCGGAGUAGACCAGUUGACAUCAAGGGAAGUAAGCUACUCACACCCAUUGUGUAAACGUUCUAUUCUUGAGAAUGACUUGCAUACAACUCAUUUCUUGGACAGCCCCUGUACAGGGGAACCUGUAAAUAUUUGUAAAAGGACUUCUGUUGUUAUCGUUAUUAUUUGGCUAUGUAUCACCCUACAAAUGGACUGUGUAAAUAUUAAAAA
Rhineura floridana is the source of this 3182-nucleotide messenger RNA. RefSeq names its product bone morphogenetic protein 2-like. The record is from RefSeq and is a predicted model, not a curated record. Gene Ontology annotation, cellular component: extracellular region. The coding region runs from base 70 to 1515 and encodes 481 amino acids. Gene Ontology annotation, biological process: SMAD protein signal transduction. Gene Ontology annotation, molecular function: cytokine activity; growth factor activity. NCBI's taxonomy places the organism in Eukaryota, Metazoa, Chordata, Lepidosauria, Squamata, Rhineuridae. The transcript has 8 exons.